Messenger RNA from Parastagonospora nodorum SN15, 2925 nucleotides. RefSeq lists its product as hypothetical. NCBI's taxonomy places the organism in Eukaryota, Fungi, Ascomycota, Dothideomycetes, Pleosporales, Phaeosphaeriaceae. The transcript has 2 exons. Bases 1 to 2925 code for a protein of 974 amino acids. The record is from RefSeq and is a predicted model, not a curated record. Gene Ontology annotation, cellular component: nucleus. Gene Ontology annotation, biological process: recombinational repair. Gene Ontology annotation, molecular function: ATP binding; DNA binding; 3'-5' DNA helicase activity.
AUGGAUGCACUGCUAGAGGGUUUGAAUGACGCUCAGCGAAGUGCGGUCACCAGUCCCGCAAAUGUCGUUCAGGUUCUCGCACCGCCAGGAUCUGGAAAGACGAAGACCCUCACUGCGCGUGUCGCGUACCAUGUUAUUCACGAGCGCUUGCAGCCAUGGAACAUCAUCGUGUGUACUUUCACCAUCAAGGCGGCCAGAGAGAUGAAGGAACGCAUCAAAGGAUUUGUAGGCGACAAGCUCGAAGCCAAGUUGAUCCUGGGAACCUUCCAUUCCGUUGCACGCCGCUUCCUCUCUCGAUACGGACAAGAAAUCGGGAUUGACAAAAACUUUGGUAUCGCCGACACAAACGACAGCAAAGCCAUAAUUAAGCGCAUUGUCACGCGUUAUCAGUAUACAGUCGAACCUGGCCAUGCUCGUUCCAGGAUAUCCAAUCUCAAAUCGAAGGGGGUCACCGCAGAUGCGUUUGCAGCCACUAGCAAGAAUGUCAAUGACAACGAGUUCGCCAUGGUAUACUCUUCGUAUGAGGAGCAUCUCAAAGCAGCCAAUCUGCUUGAUUAUGACGACCUCCUCGUACGAUGUGUUGAGCUGCUGAAGCGGAGUCCAUCCUGCGUCUCGACGAUCCAAGCGGUACUCAUCGACGAGUAUCAAGACACCAACAAUAUUCAAUACGAACUGAUGAAGCUCCUCGCUCAAAGUACGAGAAGAAUUACGAUUGUGGGAGAUCCGGACCAGAGCAUCUACAGUUUCCGCGCAGCGGAGAUCAAAAACCUGUUUCGCAUGCGCGACGAGUUCCCAGAGUCCGUUGUGAUCAAUCUCGAGAACAACUACCGGUCUUCUGGAUGUAUUCUCAACUCGGCACUGGCGGUAAUCGAGCAGGAUGAGAGUCGCCCACAAAAGGCUCUGAUAGCAACGCAUGUUGUGGGCGAAGCACCAACACUACGCCAUCUCGUGUCAGCACACAUUGAGGCAAAAUGGACAGUUGAUGAGAUCAUACGGACUAGAACGCUCGCAGCCGGUCUACUUGAUUACAACGAUUACGCCAUCUUAUUGCGCUCUAGUCAGCUCUCACUACAGUUGGAGAGAGCUUUGGCUAAAGCCGGGGUGCCGUACAGAAUGGUCGCUGGUAUCAAAUUCUUCGACCGUGCGGAGAUUAAGAUCAUACUGGACUAUUUGCGCGUGGUCAGUCAACCAGAGCACAACGAUGCGGUUGCACGGGUGAUCAAUCUGCCUUCCAGGAAAGUGGGAGAUAGUACGGUUAAGGCUUUGCUUGAAGAGGCGGAAGUAAAGAAAGUAACACUAUGGAAACUUGUGCUCGACAUUGCGCAAGGGCGGAUACGAUCUAAUUGCAAGGUCUCGACCCAAGCCCAGAAAGGUAUCGAGCAGUUCGUCAAUGUCAUUCUCACCUCGAGGGAGAAGUUGCUGCCUACUAAAGGCGAGCAUUGCGACCUCUACGGGCUCAUCGGUCAUAUCUUGCAGAAGAUCUCUUUCGAGGCAUACCUGAAGCAAACCCACAAGGAGAAUUGGAAAGACCGGUGGGACAAUGUGGAGGAGCUUGUCGCUCAAGCGACGCAGAUGGCUACAGCUUUGGCUAGCGGAGAAGAGAUCACAGACGAUGCUCUACCUAUCGUGGAGGGGAUCGAACAACGACAAGAUACAGCCGCCGAUGUGCUGUCGAAGUUUCUCGCAAACGUUACUCUCUCGAGUCUUGCAGACCAGAACGGUGGGGAGGUGGAGCAGGUCACCAUCUCCACGAUACAUGCUGCCAAAGGCUUGGAGUGGCCAGUAGUAUUCCUACCCGCAAUGUACGACGGCUCGAUACCCCAUUCGCGCGCAGAUGAUCACGACGAGGAAAGACGACUGCUCUAUGUCGGUAUGACACACCUGGCAAAGAUCUUGCGCAGACCUUGCCCGACCGCCGAGGACAUUGAAACUGCACGUGUCGGUCUGGAGCGCCUGGAGGAUGACUUAUAUCCUGCAACCAGGGACGAGAUCGAUGGCGACGACCCAAGCUGGGGUACGUCUUGGGACGACAAGUUCGACAAAUUCGGUCCAAGCAGCGAAGCAGCUCAAACAGGGUUCAAACGACGCAAACUCGAUGCUAAUACUUCACAUGCCCACGACUCGGUUGCGGUAACCAUGAAUAGGACUUCCGGCUUCUCGAUGGCCUCUACCACAAUGCAUGGCGCAAAACCAGGCUUCACCACCGCUCGUGACCUCGGUGAUCUACAAGCUAUGCAGCGGGAAGCAGAGCGUGUUCGCAUGCUUGCUACCGCAAACGAUGCAGAAAGAGGGCGCAAAGCAUACCAAGAAGACAAGAAGGCAGAAACGAAGCCUGCGCAGGCGAAGAAAACCAAGCCUCGGGCAGCAGGCCAAGGUGCCAUCACGAACUUCUUCGCGAAGAGAUCCGUCAGCACGCCUUCAGAAGACACGGAGCAAGUGCCACCUCUUCCCACGGCAUCGUUGCAGCGCUCACAAUCGUCGCUGUCAAGCAACACCCCAUUAUACGAUAUCUCCAACGUUCAGUCUUCCACUGUACGACAGCCAAAGCCCUACCAAUCGCUCGCACUUCCAAACUAUAAACUUCAGAAUCGUCCCAUGGCGAGCAAGCCUAAGCGGACCGAGCCACCACCGGACAUGGAGAAUACCAGAUACGUGCUCCUGUCUAGCUCACCUGUGAAGCCGGAUUGGGAGGACACCACUGUUGGAAGUGCCGAUAAGGAACAAGAACAAGCCCCACCGAGUCCAGUGAAGCAGUCGUCUUCGUUUGUGUCGUCAUCUGGUUUCAGAGCUGCGUCGGCCUUUCACACUACGUCAAUGAACCAAGUACAGAACCAAGCGGCACAGAGGAAAACGCUGGGUACGCGGAGGACAAUGCAGGGUUGGAGUGUGAAGCAUAGUUCGAUGCCGAAGCCGCGGCCAUCGUGA